AUGGAGCUGCACGUGCGCGCGUGCUCGGCGCGAAACCUGCUGGACAAGCAGACCUUCGGCAAGCAGGACCCCUACUGCAAGCUCGCGCUGCGCAGCAAGAGCUUCAAGACGCGCGUGCACGACAACGGACACAAGACGCCCGUGUGGAACGAGGUCUUCGUCUUCUCCGUCGUGGACCCGCAGCUGGACCAGCUCGUCGUCGAGGUCAAGGACAAGAACUUCACGUCCAGCACGCUCAUCGGCGAGUGCCGCCUGCCCGUCAGC
Phytophthora sojae is the source of this 264-nucleotide messenger RNA. RefSeq lists its product as hypothetical. The record is from RefSeq and is a predicted model, not a curated record. The transcript is spliced from 2 exons. Lineage: Eukaryota; Oomycota; Peronosporomycetes; Peronosporales; Peronosporaceae. The annotation marks the transcript as partial.